Durio zibethinus is the source of this 2482-nucleotide messenger RNA. Its product is annotated as glutathione hydrolase 3-like. Gene Ontology annotation, biological process: glutathione catabolic process. The record is from RefSeq and is a predicted model, not a curated record. Gene Ontology annotation, cellular component: plasma membrane. Gene Ontology annotation, molecular function: glutathione gamma-glutamate hydrolase. Lineage: Eukaryota; Viridiplantae; Streptophyta; Magnoliopsida; Malvales; Malvaceae.
UAUCUAAUUGGUGGAGUAGAGGCAGGGGAACCCUGUCCAGUUCUUUAUCCAGCAAAGAGAACAAACUGGAAAAUUUCUUCCUAACUGAUCUUUCCUUUUUACUGAUAUUUUUUGGUCGUUACGCUGAUUGGGUCCAACCUUAAUUCGACUUUACGUCUCUUUUCGUAUUUAUACAAUCUAUAGCUCAUGACCUGAUGAUGAUAUCUCUACCAGUCCUCCAGCGCACCUAACUCCUGUAGAACUGUUUCCCUGGAGAAAAGAGAGGCAAAAAAGAUACAGACGCAUGGGACAACAGAACAUGCAAGCUCCUCUUUUGGACAGAGAUCUUUUGGAUUUGGUGGCAAAUGAGAAGAAGAAAAACAACAAGAAUUGGAGCACAGCUCUUUGGUUCUUCCUUGUAUUUUUUACCUUCUCAAUUGUAGGCCUAAUAUUCAGAGACGACUGGAGUCACUUGUUAGUUAAAGGAGGAAACAAGUACAAUGAAAGGAUUGAAGUUCGUGGACCUGACAGCGUCGAGUCAGAACAGGGUGUUGUUGCUGCUGAUGAUGGUCGUUGUUCUGAAAUUGGUGUGCUUAUGCUCAAGAAAGGUGGGCAUGCGGUGGAUGCUGCAGUAGCAACAGCACUGUGCGUUGGAGUUGUCAAUCCAAUGGCUAGUGGAAUUGGAGGUGGAGCAUUCAUGAUUGUCAGAUCUUCAUCAACGUCACAUGCCCAAGCCUUUGAUUCGAGGGAAACAGCACCCUUAGCCGCUACACAGAAUAUGUAUAAGAAUAAUAUUGGAGCCAAGUAUAAAGGUGCAUUGUCAAUGGGAGUUCCUGGUGAGAUCGCUGGCCUUCAUGAGGCUUGGUUGAGAUACGGUCGAUUAGCUUGGAGGACAUUGUUUGAUCCUGCAAUAAAACUUGCUAAAGAGGGAUUUGUGGUUGCUCCAUUUCUUGGAUUAGAGAUUGCUGCAAAUGCACGGAUGAUCAUGAGUGACCCGGGAUUAAGGCAGGUGUUUGCACCAAACGGGGAGUUGUUACGAGCUGGUGAAAAGUGCUAUAAUGUAGAGCUAGCCCACAGCCUUGAGGAAGUGGCAGAAAAAGGACCAGGAGCCUUUUAUAAUGGAACUGUUGGAGAGAAAUUGGUAAAAGAUGUGAGACAGGUUGGUGGGAUUUUGACAAUGGAGGAUUUAAGGAAUUACAAGGUUGAAGUUAUAGAUGCAAUGGCUGCUAAUGUUAUGGACUAUACUAUAUACGGAAUGCCACCUCCUUCAAGUGGAACACUUGGGCUGUCUCUGGUUAUGAACAUCCUUCACAGCUAUGGAAGUGCUGAUGCUGCAAAGGGAGAUCUUGGCCUGCAUCGCCUGAUAGAAGCAUUGAAACACAUGUUUGCUGAACGAAUGAACUUGGGUGACCCUGAUUUUGUAGACAUAACCAAAUAUGCAUCUGAAAUGCUUUCCGUAUCUUAUGCAAAGCAAAUUCAGCAAAAGAUACUUGACAACACUACUUUCCCUGCAGACUACUAUAUGUACAGAUGGAGCCAACUUAGAGACCAUGGAACUAGCCAUUUCUGUGUUGUAGAUGCUGAACGCAAUGCUGUAUCGAUGACAACCACUGUAAAUUAUCCUUUUGGAGCUGGAGUGCUUUCUUCUUCGACUGGUAUCGUGGUUAACAAUGAGAUGGGUGACUUUUCAGCACCAACAGAGAUAUCUCCUGACAUGCUCCCGCCUGCUCCAGCAAAUUUUAUUAGACCAAGGAAGAGGCCUCUAUCUUCCAUGACACCGCUUAUUAUUACCAAGGAUAAUCAGCUGGCCGGAGUCAUUGGUGGAAGUGGUGGAAUGAACAUAAUACCAGCAGUAACUCAGGUUUUCCUAAAUCAUUUUGUCUUGGGGUUGGAACCGUUAGCAGCAGUUCAACAUCCAAGGAUCUACCACAGGCUAAUACCAAACAUAGUUUUGUAUGAAAACUGGACUGUGAUUGAUGGUGAGCACAUUGAGCUUGCAGAGGAGACAAAGAUUUUCUUGACAGAGAAAGGUCAUCAGCUGAAGGCCAAGUCAGGUGGGGCUAUCGUCCAGUUUGUUGUUCAAACCCUCCAAAACCCCAUCAAAAUGGGCCGAAAAUAUGGAAAAGAUGCCGAUAUAUUUCAUGGAACACUAACUGCUGUUAGUGACCCUAGAAAAGAUGGGAAGCCUGCAGCAGUUUGAUCCCUUUUUUUUGGGGUGGAGGUGGGCGUUAGAAGUCUUAAGGAAACAGAGAGAUCAUUGAAUUAAUCGCUUCCAGGAUAACUCUAUAACCACGAGGAAGUAUGACUGGUCAUUCACAGGAUUACUUCCGGGUAAGAUGUGUAGUGUAUAACUACAUGUUUAUGUAACUGAAAAACUUGUAAAUUUAAAUUCACCUUCAGGUGGUCAUCUUCAGUUUGAAACAAUGUCUUCUCGCUUGUACCUUCUUUUGAGGUACUGUAUCUCCAGUAAAGAUGCAAGCUCCCUGUAAGUACUCGAGUGUCA